Messenger RNA from Telopea speciosissima, 930 nucleotides. RefSeq lists its product as uncharacterized. The record is from RefSeq and is a predicted model, not a curated record. Bases 1 to 930 code for a protein of 309 amino acids. The transcript is spliced from 4 exons. Lineage: Eukaryota; Viridiplantae; Streptophyta; Magnoliopsida; Proteales; Proteaceae.
AUGGUUGCCAGACUGAAGGAGCUUUCAGCAUCCUUAAGUGAGCGAGUGGCUCAGCUAGAGAGGGAUGAGGCCCUAGCUGCUGCCCAACCUACCCCAUCUGCGGAGGUUCUAGUGCCACAGUCUCCCACUGAUGAUGUGGUCGAUCAAGGUGGCGACAAUGUUGAGGGACUGGAGGAGAGCAAGAGCAAGGAGGAAGAGGAUGAUGAGGAUGAGAAUGGGCCCGAGGAAGAGGGUGACGGGGAGCAGAGAGAUAUGUGGGAGCGUUUGGAGUUAUUUUCUCAAACUUCCUUGCUCCCUUGGGCAAUAGGGGGAGACUUCAAUGCUGUUUUGUCUCCUACAAAGAAGGUGGGGGGACGCCCAGAAUGUUCAUUAUCUCUUGAAGAGUUUCGCAGUUCUGUCAAUAAUGCAGCUCUUAUUGAUGCAAGGUAUAUUGGAAAUGUCUUCACUCAGACGAACAAGCAAGAGGGAGCAUGUAAAUUCAUGGCUCAAUUAGACCACUUUCUGUUAAAUAAUGCCUGGUUAACAGCUAUCCACUCAAGUCAGUCUCUUCACCAUGGUCUUUGUACAUGGAACAAAGAGGUUUUGGGGAAUAUUCAUCAAAAUGUCAAGAAUGCUGAGGAUGCGGUUAGCAGGGCAGAAGCAUCCUAUCAUCAGCUCCCUAACCCUCUUUUGAAAGAAGAAUUAAACGUGGCCAAAGAAAAUCUACAGAAGGUCCUUCUCCAAGAGGAGAUUUUUUGGAGGCAAAAAUCUAAGGCAACUUGGCUCAAGGAGGGGGAACGGAACACUAAGUUUUUCCAUGAUAUGGUGAACGUACGAAGGAAGAAAGCCGACAUUAAUAAAUUAAAAAUGAGAGAGGGGAUGUGGAUAGAUGAUCCAGAAGAGGUGAAGACUGAAGCCGUUAGACAUUUUUCCAAUAUUGUCCCUUCUUAA